AUGGAUGAUAUUUUCCAAAAUGUACAUUUCGAAUCAAUAAAUGUGGUGAUUGGUAACGAUUUACCUGAUUAUAGUCCAUUGAUUUUGGAUCUUUCUGGUCGCUGCCACAAUUUUGUUACGCCAUAUACAGAAUCCAAGGAAUCGGUUUUUUGGGCAAAUUUAAAGUGUGAAAAGGACGUACGUGUUGAUCGUGGAAUUAGUCGAGACUCAAGCAUUCAUGUUCCAUCUUGUGCCACCUUGCAUAUUGGAGAUUAUUCAAUUGAUGGAGAGAGGAGUGAUUUUGAUGGAUAUUCUAUCGCAUUUCUAAGAAGAUGUUAUGGUAACGAUAAUUCUAAACUGCAAUUAAUUGGAAUUGCAAAUUCAUGUCUAAAGUUUGCUGGAAGGCCACUAUUUGGAGAUGUGAGCAACAUUGAAGAUGGGACGGUAUUCAAGCUUUAUUCAUCCAGCGAUCUAUUAUCAACAAAUUUACCCUGGUGUUGUUUGCAUUUGGAAAAGAAAUUGAUUCCAUUUUUUAAACAAGCCAUUAGGGACAAUACGCUCACCAUUAGACAGCAAAUCCAAAUCAGUUCGAAUAGUAAAUUUAGAAAUGCAAUGAUUAUGAUUUGUGGAGAUGAGACAUUUUUUGUUUAUCGAUCAGCACUAAAUGGAACAUUUAUGUUGAUAGGUUAUCAGGAGCAUGAAACUGUGAUACCAAUAUAUGCAGUUUGUAGGUCAAUUUUACAUAUCAAUAAGGCCACGGUAAAUUUGCAAUUUCUAAACAACCUUGUCGUCUCUAGGGCACUAUCACUCGAACUAUUUCUAUCAUCAUGCCUAGCUUCAAAAGCUCAGGUGAUGUCUCACAUCUCAAACUCAUUUACUCCACUUGAAAUGAUAUGGAAUGAUGAAUGUAAUGUCAUUUUAGUGGACCCCGAUAAUAGUUGUGGGCUACAAUUGGCUCUUGUGGCUACUAGGAAGAUUGGUCCAAUGUUCACAAUUGAUUCUCUUAAGAAAUUCGGAAUUGUUUCCAAUAAAUAUGAUUUUCACUAUUCAAUAUUGGCUUUAAAAAGGCUUGCAAAAUUGACAAUUAUCGAAGGUGGCACUUGUAAUCCAAUUAACGAUGCUAAAAUUUUGCACAAAUUGUCACAAAAUGGAUAUAAAAACGUUCAUGUUGAAAUAGAUUUGUACCUUCUACACUUAAAUUUGUGCAAAUGGUUAUUGUCGCAUGACACAAUUACCUAUUCGAACCUCUCCAGGGCCGUGGAUUUGAUCCUUUUUCAAUCAAUUAGUGGCAAGAAUUUACAAACUAUGAUUGAUUGUAUUCUCAGAGAUAAUAAUCGCUGUUGUGAAGAUCUACACUACCGUUUGAAAUGUGAAAGAUGUUUGUAUAUUUGUUUGCUUGAAUAUUAUUACGGAGGUGGCUUGACUGUUGGCAGUUUUGCCGCCAAAAUGUCUGCAAAAAGGGUGACUAACCUGGUAACCACUUCAAUGAGUGAGAUACUCGAGAAGCUUAAAACAUUGGAAAUUGAUAGUGUGAGAUCUGCGAUUUUCAGACAAGUAAAAUGUUUUAAUUACCUUGCGUACCAAUACCACACCAGAGGAUUUCCGGAGAUUAGACUUUCAGUAUACCAGGGGCAAGAAGACAUUAGCUUUAAUCAGCUCAUAUCACAAUUGUACUCUCCCAUGUCAUGCCAUGUAUCCUUUUUGGCCGAUACUGUGGACUAUGGGAGCUAUGGGGGAGAAAUUUCCUUCAAAAUCAUUCCUUGGCAAAUGCAAUUUUGGAUCUUACGAGAUUGUCUAUCAUACCUAUUCGAACUCAAGCGCGAUUGGUUGUUGGAAAGGAUGCAACGAGUGUUAUAUAUGUUUUUCAAUGUGCAGUGGGAAUGUAGGGGUGGCUGUGACAUAGAGAGAUUGAAGGGUGUCAAUUGGAAGACGUUAGGAUUGGACAUUUUAACCGGGCCGCCAACGGGGCACACAAGAGCGACACUCAAAAUGUUUACCAGCAGUUCAAAUUAUGCAACAGGCGAACAAGAUCUAUUGAGUUCUGCGCGGGAUUUGGAUAAUUUCAUUGACUUGGUGGAUAAUUCAGGUAACAGAACAGUUUGCCCGUUUGCGACAGAGUGGGAAUAUCUCAUCACCAACGCAAACGUACCCAUAGGUGCUAUUAAAUACUAA
Molecule: messenger RNA, 2151 nt
Organism: Babesia microti strain RI
Lineage: Eukaryota; Apicomplexa; Aconoidasida; Piroplasmida; Babesiidae
Product: conserved Plasmodium protein, unknown function
Exons: 1
Coding region: 1-2151 (716 amino acids)
Source: RefSeq, a predicted model, not a curated record